GUUUGAAUACUCUGACCCGCGGCGGGCUCUCCUCAGGAGAGGUCGUUUUCGUGCCUGAGGAGACGUGUGCUUGCUCGGUGGAGGGGCGUUCUGGGCUCUGAGGCUCAGAAAUUUGAUUAAGAAGAUGGAAACUUUUACUCCAAAGAAGAGGAAGCAACAUUCCUUGAAUGGUGAUAGCCUUUUAUCAGACAUUCCAUCAAAGAAAUUAAUUUUGGACCUUACUGAAAAUCUGUUUCCAUCACCUGAUUUUUGUCAGAACAAUGAUAAAAAUGAAGAAAAGGUGCUAUGUUCUCAACAAGACCAUUUCAUUUCAAAUCUACUCAAAACAACUGAAAAAAAUAGAUUGCCAUCUGCAAAUCAAGGUUCACCAUUUAAAUCAGCUGUAGCCCCUGUAUCCUUUUACAACAAAGAUAAAUGGUACCUCAAUCCACUGGAGAGAAAGCUGAUAAGAGAGAGUAGAUCUGCUCAUCUGAAAACUAAUAAUGAAAAUAAAUCUUUCCCUAGUGUGAUAGAAAAUAUUCAGGGAAAACCGGUCUGUUCAAAGAAGAAGAACAAAAAACCACAGAAGAGUUUAACUGCUAAGUAUCAACCAAGUUAUAAACAGAUAAAGCCUAUAUCCAGGAAUUCUAAAAGUUCCAAACAAAACCGAGUGACCUAUAAGCCAACUGUGGAGAAAGAGAAUAAUUACUGUCCAACUGAAAAUAAUAUGAAUGCUCCCCGGGUAUUAAGCCAAAAAAUAAAACCACAGGUUACACUUCAGGGUGGAGCAGCAUUUUUUGUUAAUAGAAAAAAAUCCUCUCUUAGAAAGUUGUCUUUGGAAAAUAAGCCAUCACUGGAACAUAUCCAAAAGAAUAAAUCAGAAGUGAUGGAGGAUUGUGAUUCAGAGACUGUCAGUGAAGGAAGAACUUUUGAGACGAAGCAAGUGCCAAGGUGUUUGUCACUAGAAAAAGAGAAUUUGAACAUUGAGCUAUUCAGGACAAGAAGCAAAAAUGAAGAGAAAUUAAUAAAGGAUUCAUCAGGUGGAGUAGUUUCUUCAAGGGAAUGUAAACUUAGCAAACAUUUUCCUUCAGAGGAUUCUCUAAGUCAGAACAAGACAAGUGUUUCUCCCAAAUCUGUUGUCUAUCCCAUCUUCAGUUUGUCUUCAGUCAAUACAAAAAGAUCUCUAGUUGAAGAAGACUCUUCUGUGGAAUCUAUCACAUGUGCUAACUUCUUGAAACAAACACAGAAAAACACUAAUACCAGAGAUACAAAUAGAGAAACAAAAGACCAGUUCAUCAUUGAUGCAGGUCAGAAACAUUUUGGGGCUACUGUGUGUAAGUCUUGUGGCAUGAUCUAUACUGCUUCCAACCCUGAGGAUGAAAUGCAGCAUGCUCAGCAUCACCACAGAUUUCUGGAAGGAAUCAAAUAUACAGGCUGGAAAAAAGAACGGAUAGUAGCGGAGUUUUGGGAUGGCAAAAUAGUGUUGGUCCUGCCACAUGAUCCAAGUUAUGCUAUCAGAAAGGUAGAAGAUGUUCAAGAACUUGUUGAUUGUGAAUUGGGCUUCCAGCAUGUUGUACCCAAAUGCCCAAACAAAGUCAAAACUUUUCUCUUUAUAUCUGAUGAAAAAAGGGUAGUUGGAUGCUUAAUUGCAGAACCCAUCAAACAGGCCUUCCGUGUACUCUCCGAACCAGCUGACCCAGAAUCCUCUAGCUCUAGAGAGUGUCAUAGGGCUUGGCAGUGUUCAAAUGUUCCAGAACCUGCAGUCUGUGGGAUAAGUAGAAUCUGGGUUUUUAGACUGAAAAGAAGAAAGCGCAUUGCAAGACGACUGGUGGAUACUGUCAGGAAUUGCUUUAUGUUUGGCUGUUUUCUCAGCACCGAUGAAAUAGCAUUUUCUGACCCAACACCAGAUGGCAAGUUGUUUGCAACCAAGUACUGCAACACCCCAAAUUUCCUUGUAUACAACUUCAAUAGUUAAAGCCAGUUGCAACUAUAAAACAGUUUACUAUGUGAGUACGUUCAUAUAGCCCUUACAACAUAAGAUGAACUAUGGAAUAACUGUCAAAAGAUACCAAGACUUAUGCAUACACAGCUCACAAUUUUAUUCCUUUUGAGGUGAAAGGGAUAAAUUUGUUGAAAAUUAUCUGGUGAUGCAAAGGAAAAAUAUAUUUGGAUAAUGUCCCCCAGUUAGCAUUCUGAGUGUUUAAUUUAGAAUCUUUAUAGCUAGAGUUGGAAAAUUAUUUGUCCCUUAAAUAACAGCAUUGACAAAAGCAAGAUGGUUUUCUAUGGAAAUAUGACUGCUGCCUUUUAUAGUAGACCAGGAUUAUCUCAAUGUCCCAACAGAAAGAGGCAAAUUUAAGCCCAGGCAAAUAAUUUCCUUCCUUAGUUUUUAAAGGUAAUUUCUGAAUUCUCUAUACAGUGUUCUCACUUUAUAAAAGGCACUUAUCUAUAGCAGCUCAGGUUCAAUUUAUUGAGAAAGUAUUUUGAAACAAGAUAUCUGAUGUCCAUUUAUGAAAAAUAUUAUACCUUAACAUUUUAAAAAUUAAAUGCAAAGCUAUCUUAAUUAAAAUUAUACUUAGUGAUUGCACUUUUAUCUUGUCAUUAAUUUUUGUUGUGCAAAGAUGCUGGUAUUGCUAUUUAAGAAAUUUAUUGUUUGAAGUCAUUAACAAGAUAUGGUUGGUUAGAUUAGGUGAUCCAUUUGAUUUUAAUAUUUUGCCAGUUUAAAGUGCACACAUCUGGCAAAACAUUUUACAAAAUGUAUGGUAAUAAGACCAAGGUUAGUAAAUAUUUCCAGAUUGGUGGACCAGAAAACACAGAAACAUCGAUUAUAUAAAUACUGUAGACCUAAAUAUGCACACGUUUUUCUAGUGUAAAGAGCAAAAAAUUAUUCAAAUUGUUUUACUUGUUAUCUGCCAGUAGGACUUUCCUUUUCAAGGGUGUAACUGUAGAAGCUGUCUAUCUGCAUUCUAAUUGGCCUGUAAGUUAUGGUUCCAAUGUCUAGGGUUAAAGAAAUGUGAAAGUAUCAAAAUGUGUGUAGUUAUGCAGAUCUUUUAAUGCUGUUUUCUGCACUGCUGCUGUUUUAAAUUCUUUAAGAUAUUUUAUUUAAAGACAUUUAACAUUUUGUGUGUUCAAUGUUAU
Molecule: messenger RNA, 3114 nt
Organism: Lepus europaeus (European hare)
Lineage: Eukaryota; Metazoa; Chordata; Mammalia; Lagomorpha; Leporidae
Gene: ESCO2
Product: establishment of sister chromatid cohesion N-acetyltransferase 2
Exons: 11
Coding region: 125-1954 (609 amino acids)
Biological process (GO): mitotic sister chromatid cohesion
Cellular component (GO): chromatin; nucleus
Molecular function (GO): protein-lysine-acetyltransferase activity
Source: RefSeq, a predicted model, not a curated record